AUGAGUGACGAGGAGGUUCCACAGGUUCCAAGGGGAUUAACCUUAGAACAGGCUCAAAAUCUUAGAAGAGAUAGGCGAAUUGACGAGUUGGCAGCAAGGAUGGAUGAGAUAUUAAAAAGGCUUGAUACUCUUGCUGGAGAUUCUUCAAGGCCUAGGAGAAGAGAUAGACUGAAGGAUGAUGAUAGGAACCUUAGAUUAGAUCUUCCCGAAUUCAAUGGGAGUAUGAAUGAACCUGAAAAAUACUUUGAGUGGAUUAGAAGGGCCGAGACACUCUUUGAUUACAAGGAGUAUGAUGAAAGGAAAAGAUGCAAAUUGGCUGAAUUAAAACUGACCGGUUAUGUUAGUCUUUGGUAUGAUAAUCUAAAGAAGAAGAGGCAUAAGGAGGGGCGUGCAAGAAUCUCAACUUGGGAACAACUCAAGAAGCACAUGAAAAAAAAGUUAUGCAUGCUAUGUGGCUUAGAGGAGAUUGUUGAGCAUAAGAUUGAUAGAUUUAUUUCGGGGUUGAAUGAUAAUAUUGCUGAAAAAGUUGAAUUGCAACAAUAUUGGUCCUUUGAUGAUGUUUGCAAGGUAGCUUUGAAAGUUGAAAAACAGAUAAAGGGGAAGAAAGAGACCUUGGAGAAAAGUGGUUCUAGUUCCAACUACAAGGAGACUAAAUCAAAAUUUGAAGCUCCUAAAAAGCUUGUUGAAGAUAAGAAGUGCUUCAAGUGUGGUAGUGUUGGUCACAUUGCAACUAAUUGUCCAUCAAAAAGAGUAAUGACUGCUCAAGAGUGGGAGAAAGAACAAGAUAAGUGUGAGCAAGGUAGUGACUAUGUAGAAAAGAACGAAGAGGAAAACGUUGAAGAAGAGGAGGGGCAUAUUGACGAAAUUGAUCCCGAGACUCAUGGUCAAAGUUUGGUUCUAAGAAGGGCGCUACACUCUAAAACCGUACCUAUGGAAAACAAUCAAAGGGAGAAAAUCUUUCUUACAAGGUGCAAGGUAGAAGAUAGGUUGUGUGACAUGAUCAUAGACACGGGGAGUUGCACUAAUGUGGUAUCUACUACUUUGGUAGACAAAUUGAAGUGGCCAACUACUGAACAUCCAAGCCCUUAUAAGCUUCAUUGGCUUAAUAAUUCGAGUGAUGUUAAGGUAACUAAACAAGCCUUAAUCUCCUUUUCAAUUGGUAAAUUUCAUGAUAAAGUUUUGUGUGAUGUUUGUCCUAUGGAUGCUUGUCAUAUAAUAUUAGGCCGUCCUUGGAAAUAUGAUAGAUUUGUGAAGUUUUAUGGAAGGACUAAUGUGUAUGUUGUGAGAAAAGGAGAAAAAGAGAGACCGGUUGCUUUAAAACCUUUGAUAAGCAACAAGUCUUCUAAUGUUACCUCUAAUUCGAAGAGUUCUUUUUUGAUUAGUGAGAGGGAAUUAGAAAAAGAGAUUUGCAGCAACAAUGUGGUAUAUAUACUUGUUUCUAAUGAGAUUCGAAUUGAUCAAAAUAAACAAGCAAAGAGGCCGUAUGAAUUGGAAUCUGUUUUAGAAGAAUUCAAGGAUGUCUUUCUUAAGGAAUUACCUCCGGGACUACCUCCUAUUCGUGGGAUAGAGCAUAAAAUUGACUUAAUUCCGGGAGCACCAUUACCUAAUAAGGCAGCCUAUAGAAGUAAUCCGGAAGAAACGAAGGAGAUGCAAAGGCAAAUUGAAGAGAUUAUGGCUAGAGGAUAUGUGAGGGAAAGUAUGAGCCCUUGUGCCGUGCCUACUUUACUUGUCCCAAAGAAAGAUGGGAGUUGGCGCAUGUGUAUUGAUAGUAGGAGUGUGAAUAACAUCACUAUCAAAUACCGAUUUCCUAUUCCAAGAUUGAUCUUAUGA
Messenger RNA from Chenopodium quinoa (quinoa), 1830 nucleotides. RefSeq lists its product as uncharacterized. The record is from RefSeq and is a predicted model, not a curated record. The transcript has 5 exons. The coding region runs from base 1 to 1830 and encodes 609 amino acids. Lineage: Eukaryota; Viridiplantae; Streptophyta; Magnoliopsida; Caryophyllales; Amaranthaceae. Gene Ontology annotation, molecular function: nucleic acid binding; zinc ion binding.